Molecule: messenger RNA, 3185 nt
Organism: Cyprinodon variegatus (sheepshead minnow)
Lineage: Eukaryota; Metazoa; Chordata; Actinopteri; Cyprinodontiformes; Cyprinodontidae
Product: zinc finger protein 497-like
Exons: 9
Coding region: 571-2712 (713 amino acids)
Source: RefSeq, a predicted model, not a curated record
GCACUGAGCACAUAUGGUUUCAGUAACUACUUCCUUUCUUACUGUUUUCUUUUUUUCGUUCUCACUUCUUUCUUCUCUGCUAUCGUUAAUGGAAAAUAUCCAAGCUGAACCCGGGAAAUCUCCAAACACUUUUUAAUCUAACAGAUUAUAUCCUUUAAUGAAACCGACUGGAGCUGCGGCGGUGGAAACCAGCGGAACUGCUUCUGUUAGCUUUAGCUAGCUGCUCGGUCCGGUUCCGACUUGAUUUUAGAAGCUAAAUACAGACAGUUGUAGAUCUUUUAAGCGUAGAAUCGGUCUGUUUUCUAUCAUUGUGUAUCAUGUCUGGUUUUAGCUGAACCUUGAUACAAGAGAAAUAAUGUUUUAUUCGUUAUUUGGUGGUGUUAAAGAGACAUCCGUUACUGCUCUCUGAUUGGCUGAAACGAUACCGCUCUUUAGUCUCUGAUUGGCUGAAAUCUGUUGCCAGAUGUUUUAAAUCAUUGUUGAUUUGGUGAAAUUAAAAUCCCAGAUGAACAAUUGAGAAACCUGAAAAUAGUCCAAACCGCAGCCAGAAAGAGGCCUUGAUGAGAGAAGAUGAAUGGAGUGAAGGUGGAAGAUCAGGAAGAUGGAGAAGAAGGUCAGCAGCUUCCUGAGGAAGGCUCAGCGACGGCUCCAGAUCCACCUAAGCCCAAACGCCGCCACGUCUGCUCGAUCUGCGGCCGGGAUUUUGCGGGUCCGUCCCGCCUGGCGGACCACGUCGCCACGCAUUACGGCUACAAACCCCACAGCUGCUCCAUCUGCGGCAAACGCUUCACCAAGAAAGUCAACGUCCUGGUCCACCAGCGGGUUCACACCGGGGAGAAACCGUACACCUGCCCCGACUGCGGCGUCAGCUACGCCCAGAGGUCCUGCCUGCGGAGGCACCUCCUCAUCCACUCCCCCGAGAAGCCGUUUACCUGCUCCCUGUGUGGGCGGGGCUUCGUCCAGCGGCGGUACCUGGUCCAGCACGAGCGGACUCACACCGGCGAGAAGCCGUUCUCCUGCCCGCUGUGUCCCAAACGCUUCGCCUCACGGAGCGGCCUCUCCGACCACCAGAAGACCCACGAGGAGCAGAAGCAGCACGCCUGCUCACUCUGCGGGAAAACCUUCUACUCCGCUUCGUCUUUCAGGGAUCAUGUCAGGAACCACACAGGACGCAAGCUCCACCCCUGCUCGCUGUGUGGGAGGAGCUUCAACCGGCCGAGCCUCCUGAACAAGCACCUGCAGAAGCACGCGGAUGGGAGCCUGGACAAGGAAGAAGCUGCUCUCCGCUGCCUCCCGUGUCAGGAGGACUUCUCCUCCAUCAAGGAGGCCAAAGAGCACGAGCGGCGCCGCCACGCCUCCACCCGCUUCGCCUGCGACGUCUGCGGCCGCUCCUUCAGCCGGUCGACCCGACUGAAGGACCACAUGAGGUCCCACACCGGAGAGCGGCCGUUCCAGUGCGGCGUCUGCGGGAGCCGCUUCAUGGUGCUGAGGGCUCUGAGGAAACACCAGGAGAUCCACAGCAGGCCGGACCGACCCGCCGACGCCGGUCCGGGAGACGGCCCGGAGCAGCCGGCAGAACAACAGAAACCAGACGAGCUGCCGGAGGUCCGUUCCCAUGGAGACGAGACGCCGCCUUCGCAGCCUUCGCAGAACGACCAGAGCCCCACCAGAACCGAGGGCGUCCCGGACCCGUCCGCAUCAGAGGAUCGCCCGAAGGUCCAGGAGGUGGCGGAGGGCAGACCCGGUUCACCGCGCUCGCUGACCUCCGGCACCCAGAGGAAGAGGAAGCACUGCUGCAUCAUCUGCUCCAGGAGCUUCCUGAAGCCCUGCCUGCUGCGGGAGCACAUGGGGGUCCACAUCCGGGAGGGCUGGCUCCCCGACCCGGCAGACAAGGAAUUCUGGUUCCAUAUGAGGACUGGAGGUCAGAAGAGGAAGGAGACCGAAAAGAAGGAGGAGGAGGAGGGAGACGGUUUGGCCAAUCAGCGCCCCCCCACCUCUCAAGAAGGACCUACUGCUGGUAACCAUGGCGACCAGGGAGGAAACGGAUGCGAGGGAGAGGAUGUCAGCGGUUUGAUCAACUCCGACGGGGAGGAGGAGCGUUUGGAGCCGGAGCGCUCCGGUCCAGAGAGCCGCUCCGACCCGCCGGCCGCCGGCAAAACCAAGCACUGCUGCCCGGUGUGUGGCCGCAACUGCUUCAAGGCCUCGGCGCUGCAGAAACACCUGCGGAUCCACUCCGGCGAGCGGCCCUUCCAGUGUCCCGUCUGCAACAAGAGCUUCAUCCAGCAGGUCCACAUGACGGAGCACCAAAGGAUCCACACCGGGGAGAAGCCCUUCACCUGCAGCGUCUGCGGCAGGAGCUUCACCUUCUCCAGCGCCAUGCGCCGCCACCAGCGCGUGCACACCGACGCCCGGCCCUUCCAGUGCCCCGACUGCCCCAAGGCCUUCAAGCAGCUCUGCGCCCUGAAGAGCCACCGGCUGACCCACACGGGCGUCCGCUACCAGUGCCCGCUGUGCAGCAAGAGCUUCAGCCGCGCCCUGGAGCUCACCUACCACAUCGACGUGCACUCCGACGCCCAUCCCUACUUCUGCAGCAUCUGCAAGAAGAACCUGGGCGGAGCCAAGAUGUACCGCAAACACAUGAGGUGGCACGAAUCGGACAAGCUGCAGGCGGAGCCCGCCGCGGCGCCGGCGGGGCUGGAGGACGCCGUCUGAGGACCAGCGAAGGCGGAUCGGUUCAGAGACGCUUCAGUCAUGUUGACGUAGGCUGUCAGGCUUUCUACGGGAGCUCAGAGGGGACAAACCCGGCAGAUUUCCAGUUUUUAGAUCAGGAUCACAGACUCCUGUUCGCGUGACGUUUGAGGACAACUUUCAAGCUCAGAAAAACCAAACGAAUAAAUAUUCAACAAAAAUAAAAACGUAUUUAAAGGAAUUUUCAGCUGCAGGCGAUUAGAUCAUCACGGCACCUCAGUUCCUGCAGCCAAUCAAAUGUGUCCGUCUUCUUCCACAUGUGAAGGAGGGGUCUGAUGUGGCCCGCCGUUUCCCAUGAUUCAUUGCUGCUCCAAGCGAAUCGGUCCAGCUCAGACAGCAGUGGUGGAUGACGGUGGAAAAAACUGACGCUUUAAUUUGGAGACCUGGAAGUUUUCUGAGAUUAUGGAGAGAAAUUUGGUUCGACAUUUUUGAAAAGC